Molecule: messenger RNA, 3942 nt
Organism: Gavia stellata (red-throated loon)
Lineage: Eukaryota; Metazoa; Chordata; Aves; Gaviiformes; Gaviidae
Gene: ADGRG1
Product: adhesion G protein-coupled receptor G1
Biological process (GO): adenylate cyclase-activating G protein-coupled receptor signaling pathway; cell surface receptor signaling pathway
Cellular component (GO): membrane
Molecular function (GO): heparin binding; G protein-coupled receptor activity
Source: RefSeq, a predicted model, not a curated record
AUGGUAUGGGUGAUACCUAAAUACUCACGUGGCCCCUUUCCUUUGUACCCUUCCAGGCUCUGCUUUCUCCUCGGAGGCCAAGCCAAAGCAGAGCUGCCCGGGAUGAAGGUCCUCCUUCUGCUCCUUCUCUCUCCCCUCCAAGGGGUGGGAGCCAGCAGCCUCCGGGAAGAGGACUUCCGCUUCUGCGGUGACCGAAAUCAGACCCAGAACAGCUCUGUCAUCUACGAGCACGGCCCUGCCACCAUCUCCAUCGAGAACACAGCCCAGGCGCUGAUAAUAAAAAAGCCCUUUUUGCCAAACAGGAGAAACUCUUACUACAAGUACCACUUGCCCCCCACUUUGGGCAGGUACCGCUUCUGCGUCUACUGGUUCAAGGCCAACAGGACCCUGAGGCUGGCGUAUGGGAAGCAGAGCUUCCUCCUGGGUGGGGACCCAUCCAGCAGCAUCACCCGGGGGAAGGAGAGUCAGAAGACUGAAAGAACCAGCACCUCCAUCUUCAACGUGUCCUACAUCUCAAAGGGUGGGAAGAACACCUCCCUUGACAGUGCAUCUGAAUACUUCUUCCCCGCCUCUCCAGAGAGCAUGCCCGUCUGGGAGCAAGAUGUGGAGGAGCAGCUCACCACCUUGGACAGCCUCAUCGCCCAGCCCCUGGCACUGGCCGCAGGAGCUACGGAGCAGCGGAUGCUUCGGCGCAAACUCGGGGAGCUGGAGAAGACGCUGGCCAAGGUGGAGCUCGAAGGGCAGAAUCAGACCUUUGGGAAGGCCACCGUGCACGCGACUGUCAUGAGGGUCCAGCCCACUCGGGCUCCUCGGCACCUGGCCUUUGCUUCCCAAAGAGAGGAGGGUGGAGAGGUCCAUGGGUUCGCGGUGGACCUGCCGAGCAGUCUGUUCAUGACGGUGAAGGAGAGGGAGGAGGUGGUGGAGCACAGGGUGCUGCUCAUGGACAUCAACAGCCAGACCAUGUUCCAGGAUGAAAACAGCAGCCACAUCCUGGGUGACAGGGUGAUCGGCAUCUCCCUGGUGGACACGGUGGUGGCCAACCUCUCCGAACCAGUGGUCCUCACUUUCUUCCAUGACCAGCUGCUGAGGAACGUGACCCCGCUGUGCGUCUUCUGGCGGGAGGACACCACCGGUGACUCUGGGAGCUGGGACAGCUACGGUUGUACGACAGCGACAGGGAGCAGCCAGACGGACUGCAGAUGCAACCACCUCACCUACUUUGCCGUGUUGAUGGUAUCCUCCCCGGAGAUUGCCUACAUACACAGGGAUUACCUGAGUAUCAUAACCUACAUCGGCUGCCUGAUCUCAGCUUUGGCAUCCAUUUGCACCAUCUUCUUCCUCUACUUCAGAAGCAAACAGCGAGACCAGAUCACGAGCAUGCACAUCCACAUGAACCUGCUGGGCGCCAUCUUCCUCCUGGACGUCACCUUCCUCAUCUCCGAGCACUUGGCUUCCAGCAGCAGCGAGGCAGUCUGCAGAGCUGGGGGGCUGUUCCUGCACUUCUCCCUCCUGAGCUGCCUCACCUGGAUGGGCAUUGAGGGCUACAACCUCUACCGGCUUGUGAUCGAAGUCUUCAACGCCUACCAUGACCACUUCCUCCUCAAGCUCUGCCUGGUGGGCUGGGGGCUCCCCUUCUUCUGCGUGACGCUGAUCUUCCUGGCUAGCUGGACGAACUACGGUCCCUCCUCCAUUUCUGUCUAUGAAACCGUUGGUGGCAGAUCCACCAACGCAACCAUAUGCUGGAUCACGAGCCCCCUGAUCCAUAACAUCGUGAACCUGGGUUUCUUCAGCCUGGUGUUCCUCUUUAAUUCGGUCAUGCUGGGGGCCAUGGUCCGGGAGAUCCUCCGGCAGAACAAGAAAGGCCACAAGCUCAAGCACGUCCUCGCCCUCUUUGGGCUGAGCAUCCUGCUGGGCAUCCCCUGGGCGCUGGUCUUCUUCUCCUUCACCUCUGGCGUCUUACGCCUCGUCUCCCUCUACAUCUUCACCAUCGUCAACUCCCUCCAAGGUUUCCUCAUCUUCCUCUGGUACUGGACCAUGGUGCUGCAGGCAAGAAAGUCCCCUGACUCACAGAGCAGCUCAGACAAUGUCAAACUGCAGCCCAACAGCAGCCAGAGCCACCUGGCUGGGGCAGGAGGUCACUUGCCAACCCACAGGAAAGCGCAAGGGGUUCGUGGAAGGGAAAUGAGGACACGGCCAUUUCCUCAGGAGCAGCUGCAAGCCCCAGGGGAUCCCGAGGAGGAGCAGAGCCGCCGGGACGAGGGGAACAGAGCGUCCAACAUGAACCUGCUCCUGGGCACCGUCCUGCUGCUCCUGGUGCUGCCCGGUGAGUUGCCACGGCGCCCAGCGGUCACCCUGCUCCCCUCCUCCCCAGCCCUGAGGGGUGACAGUCACCACCACUGCUGCAACACGGUGAAGUCGGAGGAGCAAGGCGACGGGACCCCCAGCCCUGACUUGCCCCGGCGCUGCCCAGAGCUGGGGCGCUCCGGCAGCCCCUCUUGCACCUGCCUGCGGGACCGCUGGCUCAGGCUGCUGCAGUCGCCGGGGCCGGCGCUGAGCAACAGGCUGGCUGGGCUGAAGGUGCUGCUCCUGAACAUCAGCAGGGCUGUCACCCACGAUGUCCGCAUCACCUUUUCCCCCACGGAGGUCCCUAGGAUGCUGAACAUGACCGAGAAGGGGAAGGCAGGCAGAAUCCAGCUCCCCAGGGAGAUAUUCUGGUCCCUGAGCAGCUGGACAGCACGCGUCGUGGUGACGGUCCUCAACAUCCAGCAGCUUGGCAUGUUCAAUGAGGUCAACCAGACGGGGCAGGUCCUGGACGACACCGUGGUGGGCAUCACGGUGGGAGAGACGAGCAUCUCCGGGCUGCAGGACCCCGUGCGGCUCACCUUCGCCCACAGUCAGCUGCCCCAUGGCGUCACCUCGCAAUGCGUCUUCUGGGAUGCCAGCAAAGGGCAGGCAGGAGGCUGGAGCAGCAGUGGAUGUGUCACACAGCCUGGGGACAAGGGGACAGUCUGCUCCUGUGACCAUCUCACCUUCUUCACCCUCCUUCUGAACCCAGCUCUGGACAGGUCCAUGGCACAAGCCUUGAUAGCUGUUGCCACCGCUGGCUGCGGGGUAGCCACGGCUUUCUCCGUCUUCACCAUCGCCUUCUGCAUCUUCUUAAGGUGCAGGUUCAGGUCCGAAGAGACCCUCCGCAUCAACCUGGGGCUGCACGUGAACCUCGUGGGCAGCCUGCUCCUCCUCAACCUGGCCUUCCUGCUCAACAGCGCGCUCUCCGGUGGGACCCAGCCGGGUACCUGCAAGGUCCUGGGUGGGCUCACCCACUACUGCCUGCUCUGCUGCUUCACCUGGAUGGCACUGGAGGGCUGUCACCUCUACCUCCUCUUUGUCAAGGUCCUCGGCACCUACAUCCACCACUACCUGGCAAAGCUGUGCCUGGUCGGCUGGGGCUUCCCUGCUCUCGUGGUUGGGGUGGCAGGAGCCAUCGGCAGCUAUGGAGAAUACAGCAUCCAGACCGUGGACCACCAGGUCAUAGCCCACCUGUGCUGGAUCACUUCCAAACAUCUCCUGGUCCACUACAUCACCAACUGCGGCUACUUCGGCCUCAUCUUCCUCUUCAACAUGGCUGUCUUUGGGGUGGUGACCCAGAAGAGCUGCUGCCUGCAGGGCACGGGGGCGGUGCAGGGAGACCGCAAGGCCUGGAAGGUGGUCCUGGUGGCGGUGGGGCUCUUCUGCCUGCUGGGAGCCACCUGGGCCCUGGCGUUCCUCACCCACGGCACCUCCUCGGCGCCCGUGCUCUACCUCUUCACCAUCCUCAACUGUCUCCAAGGAAUCUUCAUAUUCAUCUGGCUGAUCGUCCUCUACUACCCGAAGACGAAGGAGACCGCUGGCUCCCUCUCCCACAUCAUCAGACACGACAAAACCACCGCAGUCUCCCAGGACUAG